Spathaspora passalidarum NRRL Y-27907 is the source of this 1044-nucleotide messenger RNA. It is a transcript of the gene APA2, whose product is annotated as bifunctional AP-4-A phosphorylase/ADP sulfurylase. Gene Ontology annotation, biological process: nucleotide metabolic process. Bases 25 to 984 code for a protein of 319 amino acids. Gene Ontology annotation, molecular function: ATP:ADP adenylyltransferase activity; ATP binding. The transcript has a single exon. The record is from RefSeq and is a predicted model, not a curated record. NCBI's taxonomy places the organism in Eukaryota, Fungi, Ascomycota, Pichiomycetes, Serinales, Debaryomycetaceae.
ACCAAUCAAGUCUACCAACAAACAAUGUCAAACUACAACAUAAAGGACGAUUUCUACGAUAUCCUUUCUUCUAAGUACGAGGAAGCAAUUAAUAAUGGACACAUAUUAUUCAAUGGUGAUUCUGCAGUUGAUGAAAUCGAACACAUUAAGGUCGGGAACUCAACGGUUGAUAUCCAAACCACCUUGUUAAAAUCGCUCAUGCAUAGACCUGAACAGGGAUCUGAAAAAUCUAAUCCUUUUGCUAAACCCGAGCCAGAAUUGACAAUAGUUGAAAAGUUUGGAGCUAAAGAUGAAUUCAGACUAGUAUUUAACAAAUUUCCAGUUGUUCCUAAACAUUUUAUGUUGAUUACUCGUGAAUUCAAAUCACAGAAUUCUCCCUUAACAGGUACUGAAUUAUUGUCUACUUAUAACAUUUUACUUCAAUUACGGAAAUUGAAACCAACAGAAGAUUGGUUUGCAUUCUACAAUUGUGGUCCAGAAAGUGGAGCUUCUCAACCUCAUAAGCAUAUUCAAUUCAUGACCUUGCCACCAAGUCAAAAUUUUAAGGCAUAUAGUGAUAUAUUAUCCAGUACUUCCCAUGCCUUUAUUCCUAAUGUGCGUGAAGAACCAUUACAAAAUUCUGAUUUACCAUUUGCCCAUUUUGUUGCUAGAUUACCAGGUCAAUCUGAAGACAUUACAGAGGAUGACCUUUCGUUAUAUUUUGUGUCCCUUUUACAAAGAUCAUUGACAGUAUCAAGAGAGCAUAAACAAGAUCAUAUUUCCUAUAAUUUCAUAUUUACUCCACAGUAUAUGUUAAUGGUUCCACGUUCAUCCGGAAAAUAUAAGGAUAAGUUAGGUAUUAACUCUUGCGGUGUUCAAGGUUUGCUUUUAUGUAAGAAUGAAGAAUUAUUGGAAUUGGUUAAAACUGACGGUGCAUUGAGUAUUUUGGAAAAGGUUGGUUUUCCAAAUACAAGCGGUAAGGCUUCUAAUGAAUAUGAUUAUUAGUUUGCAAAGUUCAUAGAAAUAGUUCAUAGAAAAUAAUAUAGUAGAUAUUUGUGUUUUUUU